AUGAGUGAUCCCACCAACCCGAAUAUUAAGUCCAAAAAUACUCCGCAACGGGGCCUGUACCAGCGCGAGGACUUCCAAAAGGCCCCCCAAAGCAUGAAGAAUAAGCCAAAGAAAAGCUCUCCCGAAGGAGGCUGGUACUAUGCAUCCUCCAACGCCGGAAUGUCAAACACCCACCUCACAAACAGACAAUCCUUCUAUCGACACCGCAUCAUCCCCAGCCGUCUAGUCGACACGAUCAACCGUGACACCGGCACCGAAAUAUUCGGUCAACUUUUCUCUGCCCUCAUAGGCUUCGCCCCGAUUGGAAUCAACAAGAUCAAUCACCCAGCCGGCGAAGCAGCCGUUUCGCAAGUCGCCGGAGAACUCAAUCUGCGCUACUGCCUCUCCACGGCAGGAAAUACAUCAAUUGAAAAAGUCGCCGAGGCAAACGAGUCCGCUGUCAACUUUACAUGCCCCACGACGACGAACUAA
This is a messenger RNA of Penicillium maclennaniae, 471 nucleotides long. RefSeq lists its product as uncharacterized. Bases 1 to 471 code for a protein of 156 amino acids. The transcript has 2 exons. The record is from RefSeq and is a predicted model, not a curated record. Gene Ontology annotation, molecular function: oxidoreductase activity. Lineage: Eukaryota; Fungi; Ascomycota; Eurotiomycetes; Eurotiales; Aspergillaceae.